AUGAACAAAAUAAUGUUAUCAUGGGUAUGGUACCUUAUGGGUUCAUUCAGUUUUUGCGCAUUCAAUCCAUCAGAAAGAUCAAUGAAAGGCAUGAUUGAAGGGAGCAAUUUGCAUGGUGUGGUACAAGAUAAUGCCCAAAACAACAUUCACAACAGGAUCAAGGCAUUGGAAAUCUUUGCGCCAUUGAAUGAAAAACCUAAAUAUGUAUCUAAUCGAAGACCUUGGCAUUCAAUGCUUGGUGAUCUAUUCACUGGUAUUGUGUCACCCUGGGUAGGACCAAGUGCAAUUCAAGAACUUUGUAGUGAUGCUCAAAAGUAUCAUUCAGAAGUGAGGUUGAUGAUUCCAGAAUUGAUACAUCUGAAAGAUGAAAUGGGAGUCCGACUUGUGACUCAAGAACAAUUGAGAAAGAUCAUUGUCAAUCUACUGGAAUUUCUACAGCAAGAUCAUUUGGAACUUUAUGAAAGACUUUGGAGUCUGAGUGUCCUUAGAAUUGUGCAGUCUUUAUUACCAAUUGGAAUGCACAAUCCAAUCAGAGAAGAUCCUAACACAGGUGGAGUCUCCCGGGGUGGAUUGGAGCUCUUUCUGUUGAAGGAGCUUGAAUUUAAGCCUAGGGUGGAGAGCGUGGUAAACAGGAAGAUACAAAUUUCCCCUGUAGAUGAAGGUAAGAACCACACCACCUUUUCAUUUGCAUCUUAUGUGCAACAAUGA
This is a messenger RNA of Melampsora larici-populina 98AG31, 708 nucleotides long. RefSeq lists its product as uncharacterized. NCBI's taxonomy places the organism in Eukaryota, Fungi, Basidiomycota, Pucciniomycetes, Pucciniales, Melampsoraceae. Bases 1 to 708 code for a protein of 235 amino acids. The record is from RefSeq and is a predicted model, not a curated record. The transcript has 2 exons.